CAGUACUUGGUACUGCAACACUUCGUAAAACAGAACACUUCGACAACUUCCUCUUCGUCUGCAGUACGAGUACUUUCGGGUGGUAUCUUGAAAAUAUGAAGUACAGUAGUACUUCUACUUCGUAAUUUGUAACCCUCGACAAAUCGGAAGAAGUCAUAUCAAAACACUUCACGUAAAAUCCAGAAGUAAAAGCAACGAAGACAAAAUGGUAGACAAGAAAGACGAAGACAAAACCACAAAAAAAUCUGAUGCGCCUCCUAAACGGCGGCGAAAGGAUAUCCCAUCUGUGGAUUAUUUGUUGAAGCACGGCGAUCCGGAUACGGCCCAUUUGCCAAAGACAAAUUUUGAGAAGUAUGGGUAUCCGUUUAUCUUGGCAUUGAUUUUUGCAAUUUCUCUUUUGAUCUUCCAUCAUGCACCCCACGAGAAUGCGCGACCCAGAAAGAAAUAUACCCUUCCUAAUGUGAAAACGAUGCCCUUUUUCGACAGAAGACCUACAGCUCAAGAUGAACCCAAAAAGCAGACCGAAUUGUGAGAAACUGGAUCGAAGAGCAGCUAGUGAAAACGUAAAAAUUUCAGCGAUGUGGCAGCUGGACUCCACUCGUUUGCGGUUAUGGGUAGUCAAAAAUUACUUGUCGCCAUGAAAACAAUCAGUUCCUAAAAUCUACAAAUCGGCUUUGCACAAAAGUUUGCUCUCAAGAAAAAUCUGUAAAUGUAUUGCGAUUCUCAACWAAGUGAAAUUACCAAAAGCAACAUGAACGCAGAAUCCUCGAUCCAUUUGAARAUUGUUCCUAUUCUGUCAUCGCACAGGUUACAGUAAAAAAUACUUUCAAAA
Molecule: messenger RNA, 832 nt
Organism: Pseudo-nitzschia multistriata
Lineage: Eukaryota; Bacillariophyta; Bacillariophyceae; Bacillariales; Bacillariaceae
Source: the annotation of a GenBank genome assembly